AUGCGAAAUCGUUUGAGCCUUCAGACGUGGGUCGAAUCUACGCCCACCGUGUCCGAUCCCAAGGACGAUGACUGGCGACAGAGGCUCGCCGGCAUGCCAGGCGCUUUUACCCAAGACACCUUAUCUCGAAAUGGAUAUGACGAAGAGAAGUGCCGCAAUGUUCUUGUCAGAUACUGCGCCCAUAUUCCUCGCAACUAUCAGUAUUGUGACGGUAUUCAGUUGGUGUUUUUGGUUCUACGCGAGCAUCUCGGAGACGAAAACCUGGAUCUAGCAGGCGGAGUGCUCUACGAGCUGAUCGAAAUCGACUGUCAGUACUCUGAUGACCCGGGAGCCGAGUUUCAACGCUGGAAACAUGACCAUCUCAACCGACAUUCAAAUCUCGAGUUGCCUCACAUACCACACAUGUCAACAAUCACUACCUCUAUACGACCGACACUCAGUCUCGUACAUCGCAAGGCAUGGAUGAUUGAUCACACCAUGUACGUCUCUACGCGCGAGAGCGGCACCUGCGCAUUUCGCAGUCCCAAUCCAAAGGAGCUGCACGAAAUGCAGUGGGACAUCGGCACUUCACAGGCCGGGAGGCUCAUAAAGGAAGAGGAAGUGACACCAACAACCGCGUCAUUUCCAAGGCCAGAUCCGAGAAACAGCAACGAUACGGUCGACAUUGAACAGAGCAAACUUACAGCUACGAUCAAGGGCAAAUCAGGCAUUCUGCGUCGUGCUUUUCAGAGAAGAUACCCCCUCAAGAAGGCUGUCUGUGAAGGACGACCGCUAGAGAGCAAACGCCGCAGCUGGCUUGCAAAUAUCUUUGGUCUGGACACCGUCCUAUCAAUGCACGACUCUGUCGAUGUCACGCCAGUGCCUCUGCCCGAUGGCUGCAUGACACCGCAUGCAAUAUUUGCGCGAAAAUUCUCCCUGGUCGCCGACGGUCUGCCGCUGCCAUCGUCUUUGUCACGUGAUCUUAUGCCCACAGCAGACAUCAAGGCCAGGAAGUUGCUCGUGGAAGCUGCGUCGGAAGGUCUAAUGAGCCCGUCUUAG
Molecule: messenger RNA, 1038 nt
Organism: Colletotrichum karsti
Lineage: Eukaryota; Fungi; Ascomycota; Sordariomycetes; Glomerellales; Glomerellaceae
Exons: 5
Coding region: 1-1038 (345 amino acids)
Source: RefSeq, a predicted model, not a curated record